Toxotes jaculatrix (banded archerfish) is the source of this 5427-nucleotide messenger RNA. Its product is annotated as SH3 domain-containing protein 19-like. Gene Ontology annotation, cellular component: ESCRT-0 complex. Bases 404 to 3739 code for a protein of 1111 amino acids. Gene Ontology annotation, molecular function: protein binding. Lineage: Eukaryota; Metazoa; Chordata; Actinopteri; Toxotidae. The record is from RefSeq and is a predicted model, not a curated record. The transcript has 17 exons. Gene Ontology annotation, biological process: protein transport to vacuole involved in ubiquitin-dependent protein catabolic process via the multivesicular body sorting pathway.
GCGUGCGGCUCCGUAUCUUGAGCUCGCGACCGGGGAGCCGGAGGUGGGGGGACCGACGGAGAAACUCUUCAACCGAAACCCAACACAACGACAAGCGUUGUUUUACCGAGGCAGCAGGUUGUAACGUGUUUUACGCCCCCGUAGCUGCUGAACACCGAGCCGAAGUGUUUCACGGAUCCUGGAGGCGGUUUCGGGCUUGAAAGUUGACCGUGUUUGGAUGAACUUGUCCCGAGUUGUUGUGGUGGACGUUAGCGACGACUGAACGGGAGGCGGAAUAAUGCCGUGGCUACCGCUGUCCCUGUUCUGACCCGGCUCCAUUUUCCCCCAGACAGCCGGGACACGAAAAAAAGAGAGGAUAAAGGAGGAAAGAAAGUUGGGAAAAAACAACUGAAAGAGAGGAGAAAUGGCCGAGGCACGGUCUGAAGAAGAGGAGGAAAACAUGAUGAGGGACACCCGGGAACAAGUGGUCCGACGACAGCCAAACAGCUCCGGAGGUCGUCCUGACCGACGCAAGCCCGAGCACCGUCACAGCCAGGGUCCUCUCUCUUCCAUCAGAGCUGCCAUCAAGAGAACCUCCACCAGGCCGACCUCUCUCUCUGAGACGUCCAGAGAUAGAGACAGAGAGCGAGACAGGGACAGAGACAGGAGGCGACCAGAGAUCACUAUCCUGUCUGCGGAGCCGCUGGCCUCCACGUCCUGGUUCCCAGGGGCCUCUGGAGGAUUCCCACCUCCCCCUCCUCCUGCUGCACAGAUCUGGGGACCCACAAUCCCUCCGUCCGUACAGCCUCCUCCUUCCUAUGAGGAGGUGAUCAGGGAGAAGACACAGGAGCAGGUUCUCCUGCCUUCUUCUUCCUCCAGCUCCUCCUCAUCCUCGUCGCGUCCCGUCUCCACGAUAACCAUCGCCACGCAGACUGAUCCAGGAUCUGCUCCUGAUACCCACGAGCCACAGGUGGGAAGACCAGUAAGACCACCACGACCGCCUCUCCCCCACCCUCCCAAAUCAUCUCACACUGAUGACAUCACCACCACCACCAGCCAAUCAACACACACCUCCCUUAACAGUGACUGUGUGAGACCAAACACACAUGUUGAGAAGGUCACAGACACCUCCGCCAACACCCAGUGCUGUGACAUCCUCACUGACCUUUGUUCACCUUUGACCUCAACCACUGGUGCUCAGACUGACCAAUGGGAUCAGUCUGUUGUGGCUGUUGACGUGGCAACUCCUUCUAACUCUUCUUCUCACGUCCAGUUAGAGCGUCCUAGACCACGUCCCCGUUCUAAGCUAGGUGUCCAGCCAAUCAGCAGUGAGGUUAGAGUUCAGACAUUGGUGAAAAUACGUGAGGACGGUUUGGCCACGCUAGCCGCCCGCACAGGAGCUGACACCGCUAACCAAGAAGUGAGCCAGGGGAAGUACCUGCAGGAGCUGCUCGAGGCCUUCAGCUCAGACGACUGGGGUUUCCCUGAUCACCACAGCGACAGCAGCGGGCACAGCCAAUCAGAGAGUGAGGAAGGAGACGAGGAAGAGGACAGGGAGGACAUGGCAACUCUGAAAGCGAGGAUACAAGCCUUUGAACAGCAGCAGCAGGGGACUGAUGUGAGCUGUGGGGACAGUAACAACAGAGACUUUGUUGUCACAAAGAGACCUGAACCCCGGCCACGCCCUCGUCUCCAGGGGCAACCAGCGAAGUCUGCCCCUCCCAUCGUCGCCCCAAAGCCCAAGAACUUUUCACAUGCUCCGAAACCAUCCAGCAAGGUAUUCUGGGAAGAUGGCGGAUUGGCGGCAGUGGCGGCAGACUCGGGUGGUACAGACAUUCUGAAAACAACUGAAUCCCCAUCUGCAGACUUGAACCCUAAACCCCCAACUUCUACUGAACCAGCACCUUCCUGUGCCCCAAAAUCUGUUCCAGCACCGCAGCCCCUCAAAAACACAGAAAAACCCCCAGUAACACCAAAACCCCAGACUGCCACAGAGACCCUCCUUAGUAUCUCCUCUGCCUCUGCCUCUGCCCCGGUCCCGGCCCCAAGGCCCCCACCACCCAAACUCACCCCCUCUCUCAGUGACGCUCCCUCCCCAUCCAACCCCAAACCCCCACCGAGACCUCCAGUCGCCCCUAGGGCCAGCAUGGGAGCACCACACCAGGAUAAGGGCACCGCAGCUGAGCCCGCUACCCCAGCUCUGCCUCCGAGACCCUCAGUGGAGGUUGGCAGUGGAGCACAGACAGAGGCUCAGGCUGGAAGUGAUGAGACGCAGGAAACUGCAAACCAAACUGUGAAAACAGGAAGUGUUCGUCCAGGCAUCCCGACCAAACCAGCAGCGCUGACCUCACCACGCAGAGCCAGCGCCCCACAUUUGGCCCCAAAACCCACUGGAGCCUCACUACUGGCCCCAGAUCCAAACCCAGUCCCAGCCAAACCUACAGCUGCCCCAGCUACGCCCCCAAAACCAUCAGGACCAGCCGCUGCUCCGGUUCCAGCCAAACCCCCAGCACCAGCACCAGCUCCGGCCCUUAGGAAAGGGCCUGUGGUCCAGACCAAAGCUGAAACCACCAGCACUGCUGACCCAAACUCAUCAGACCCUCCUCUUCCUCCACGGCCUUCAAGUGUCAAGUUCCUCCCCCUUCGUCCUCCACCAAUCAAAUCCAUUCCUGGGCGUCCGCCACCUCCAGCCGUCAGCUCAGCUUCCUCCGUCAGCCAGAUCCCUCCUCCUUCCAGGACCAGUCCUGCUCCCUCUGUCUCACCAGCCAGCCAGUCUCCACCUUCACAGACCGCUCCACCACCUCCUUCUGUAACAGCGAAUCAGCUGCAGACUCAAAGGGUCUCAAAGAGAGGACCGCCUCUGCCCCCCCGACCUAAACCAGGACAUCCUCUCUAUAGCAGCUACACAAAACAGGAAGUCCUGAUUGUCCUGGACGACCCCACCCCGGAGCCCUCAGAGCGUCUCUCAGAUGAAGGAAAGAGUGAGACCACCAUCACCCCCCUCAUUAACCCAUCACAGUGUCUCCUGGACUUGGACACCCAACUAGAGCCCGUCCUCGAUCAGGACAGCCAGUCAAAACCUGCCUUGGAGGACCUCAGCCUGCCUGAGUCCCAGUCCAUUCUGCCUGUGCAGCCCACUGAACAGAAAGAGCAGCCAGACCCUCCUCCUGUCAGUGGUCCUCGGUGCAUCGCCUUGUUUGACUAUGAGGGAGAGGAGGACGACGAGCUCACCUUCUCGCAGGGCGACGUCAUCGCCCUCCUCGAGCUCAUAGGGCAGGAGUGGGGGCGGGGCCAGAUCCACGGGCGAACUGGAAUAUUCCCCCUGAACUUCACUGAGGUGGUGGAGCCGCUCCCACAGCCGGCGUUAUCACCAGGGGAAACGACAAAAACCACGUCGAUGGAUCCUGUGAUAGAACACAGCGCAGCACCAGAAACCUCAAAGGACGCAAACUCAGAGGCAGAGGAGUGGGCUGUGGCUGUGUUUGACUUCCCCGGUCAGGCUGCAGAGGACCUGUCCUUCCACAAGGGGGCGCUGAUCCGAGUGACUGAGCACAUCGACGCUGAGUGGAGGAGAGGCAGACUGGAGGGGAGAGAGGGGCUUUACCCCGCUGCCUUCACACAGCCCUACCAGGCUUCCUCUUCGUGUUUCCAGUCCAACCAGUUCCCGUCCAACCAGUUCCAGUCCAGCAGUCCGCGGUUAAAGGAGUGGCCAAGGCUCUGUUCGACUUCACCGCAGAGAGCGAGGAGGAGCUCACACUAAAGGUUGGUGACAUUUUAACACAGGUGGAGUCUGUGGAUGAGCAGUGGAUUUUGGGAGCUGUGGGUGGGAAGCGUGGGAUUGUGCCUAAAAACUACAUUUCACUUCUCUGACGAGGAAAUCCUGAAAGUCGGACAUGUAGUCACAUUGACUCCUUGAUUGACGACCCUGACCUGACAUCGCCAUGACAACUAAGACUUUGCUCUUCUCACUGUUGUCAUGACGACGACAAAGAACAGGAUGGACCUGUGCUGCCUUAACGACCGACUAAAACUGAUAUUAUGAUGUUGAGUUUUGUCUCCUUGUCCCGUCGUGUUGUGACGCGUCCCCCGUGCUCCGGUGGGACUCUGUGGGACAUUUCCUCCUGGGACUGGAUUUGACUUUUCUCUUAUUGACUCCCGCUCUCGACUGUUUUAGCUCCGCACUAGUGUGAUGGGACAUAACGGACCAACGUCCAGGUGGGACACGGCUGGACACCUGCGUCUCAGAGGCGCUUUUAGACGACUUCAGCGUUUCCUCUUUGUGUCUGAUUACAGAUGUUUAGCUAAAUUUAAUGGUGUGGGUGGAAACGUUUUCCGAAUCAGGCCAGCGUGUAGCAUCGGAACUGGAACUCGGCUCAGCAGGUUUGGAGAGGAGGACUAAUUCACUUCAGCUAACUCCGUGAAAACCUAAAACUACAUUUAUCUUAAACACAGUGAUUCUAAUCCAGAGCCAGUUUUCCUAAAUAUGUUUAACUCGUAGACUUUGCUGAUCUGAGGCCUUUAAAAACGCCACCUAACGUUGACUGAAUGUUUUGUGACACUGGUCGGUACCUGUAGCUAUUUAUGAAAGAUUCAAAAGAUUCUUUUUAUGUUGCACAAAAAAACUUUUUAAAAAAUGUUUUACAUUCCCUAAACUUUGAAGCUUGAACCAGAUCCUUUUAGAAAAACAACACUAAGUCUGCUCUUCAUCUGUUAUCUACACAUUGCUCAUACAUAGAUUAGAGCUGACCAACGCACACAAAGCAAAGUGCAGAACAGCAUGAGCCUCAGCACAACUCUGCUGUAGUGAACCAUCGUUUAUUCACCAAAUCUUUGGCAGAGAAGUGAAAUAACGUGUAUUUAAUUUGUAUUCAACAGAUUAAAACUAAAGCUGGACACUAAGAGCGAGCAGCUCAGCAUGGAGCUCAGUUAUAGAAGCUUCAAUAAAUAUAUCUACAUAUGAUGUUAACUGCUUUUCUUUUCUUUGUUUGGAGACAUCAUCACAACUAAUCUGGUGUCAAGUCGUCAAAGAGCAAACCUUAACAUGUGGCAUCUGUUGGACUGAUUGUUCUCCGGAGGGAAUGACUGUGACUCGCGUGUGUGUGUGUGUGUGUGUGUGUGUGUGUGUGUGUGUGUGUGUGUGUGUGUGUGUGUGUGUGUGUGUGUGUGUGUGCGUGUGAAUCGCUCUGAUGUGUUAUGUAACCAAACAUUCCAACUUUUUAAUCCCAAUAAAACUUUGAGGCUUUUCAGUAAAUCUUAGUUUUUACUUUUUAAUAAUUCUUUUUACGCAGCUAGUGCGAGUUGUCAGACCAAACUCUUCAAACUCAGCUCUGACUAAAUGACUGGAAGCUGAAACAGUAGAUUUUGUUUUAUGUUCCUGUAGAAAUAUUACGUUAGUGAGUUUAGCAGGAAGGCGAGAAAGACAAAGGCACUGCGGGAUCGAUGCGAUGC